This is a messenger RNA of Myotis brandtii (Brandt's bat), 1582 nucleotides long. RefSeq names its product Rh family, B glycoprotein (gene RHBG). The transcript is spliced from 9 exons. The record is from RefSeq and is a predicted model, not a curated record. Gene Ontology annotation, cellular component: plasma membrane. Gene Ontology annotation, molecular function: ammonium channel activity. Gene Ontology annotation, biological process: ammonium transmembrane transport; ammonium homeostasis. The coding region runs from base 44 to 1213 and encodes 389 amino acids. Lineage: Eukaryota; Metazoa; Chordata; Mammalia; Chiroptera; Vespertilionidae.
GAGCAUCCCCCCUGCCCCCUCAGGCUUCCAGGAUGUGCACGCCAUGGUGUUCGUGGGCUUCGGCUUCCUCAUGGCCUUCCUGCAGCGCUACGGCUUCAGCAGCGUGGGCUUCACCUUCCUCCUGGCGGCCUUUGCCCUGCAGUGGUCCACGCUCGUCCAGGGCUUCCUGCACUCCUUCCACGGCAGCCACAUCCACGUUGGCGUGGAGAGCAUGAUCAAUGCUGACUUCUGCGCUGGGGCUGUGCUCAUCUCCUUCGGGGCCGUGCUGGGCAAGACCGGGCCAGCCCAGCUGCUGCUCAUGGCCCUGCUGGAGGUGGCACUGUUUGGCAUCAACGAGUUUGUGCUCCUUAGUCUCCUGGGGGUGAAGGAUGCCGGAGGCUCCAUGACCAUUCACACCUUUGGUGCCUACUUUGGGCUGGUCCUCUCCCGCGUGCUCUACAGGCCCCAGCUGGAGAAGAGCAAGCAUCGCCAGGGCUCCGUCUACCACUCGGACCUCUUUGCCAUGAUUGGGACCAUCUUCCUGUGGAUCUUCUGGCCUAGUUUCAACUCUGCACCCACUACGCUGGGGGACGGGCAGCAUCGGACAGCCCUCAACACGUACUACUCCCUGACCGCAAGCACCCUCAGCACCUUUGCCUUGUCAGCCCUUGUCGGGAAGGAUGGGCGGCUGGACAUGGUCCACAUCCAGAACGCAGCAUUGGCCGGAGGGGUUGUGGUGGGGACAGCAAGUGAAAUGAUGCUGACACCCUUUGGGGCGCUAGCAGCUGGCUUCCUGGCCGGAACCGUCUCCACGCUGGGGUACAAGUUCUUCACGCCCGUCCUUGAGUCAAAAUUCAAAGUUCAAGACACGUGUGGUGUCCAUAACCUUCAUGGGAUGCCUGGGGUCCUGGGAGCCCUACUGGGGGUCCUCGUGACUGGGCUGGCCACUCAUGACGCUUACGGAGAUGGCCUCCAGAGCGUGUUUCCGCUCAUCGCCGAGGGCCAGCGCAGCGCCACGGCCCAGGCCAUGUACCAGCUCUUUGCGUUGUUUGUUACGCUGACAGUUGCCGCUGUGGGUGGGGGUGUUGGAGGGUGCCUACUAAAGCUGCCCUUUCUGGAUGGCCCGCUAGACUCCCAGUGCUACGAGGACCGGAUUUACUGGGAGGUGCCUGGGGAGCAUGAAGAUGAAGCCCAGGGACCUCUGAGGGAGGAGGAACUAGACACUCAGGCCUAACUCGCACCAGCCCUUGAAAGGAUGCUCUCCUUUUGGAAGAUAAUGCCUGGCUACGCUUGGGAAGUUCUCUUGUCGCUCCCAUCCUUCCUUCCCGCUGCAAGAAGGAAGUCACGAGUCAGAAGGAGCCUCCUUUCCACAGGCAGCGCUAGGGGAAGGGCUGCAGAAGGCGCGCGAGAUGGUGGAGGAGCAGGGCUAUAACUGGCCGUAUUGGGGGAAGAAUCUCCCAGCAGCCUCACCACCACCACCAGCAGCCACAACCUGCAAGUGAGGCACCCAAGUGACUGCUGACCCACGGGUCCAGCAUCACACGGUUACAGUGUGAGCCAGGGCCCGGCUCUCCGCGGGCGAUAAACACACGGUCACCAGGGA